ACCCCAGCCCUACGAGGAGCAGAUGCGCAUCCAUGCCCAGGUGUCACGGGCUCGGCACGAGCGGCGCCAUAGCGACGUCUCACUUGCCUAUACAGAACUGGACGAGCCUCUGCAUGGCCCCGGUGGGCGGCAGUCACGCCUCCCUCUGUUGGGAGGCCCAAGUCAACGCUCGUACUCCAUGGACAGGAGCUCACCGGGACGUCGGAUGUCGAAUCAUAGCCCACCAACACCACACCGCAGCCCUGUGCUGGGUGAUAGCCGCCGAGGACUGGCAGAGCCAACGAGGAAACCCAUACCCCAACAGCACCACUUGGACCCUAGCUCAGCUAUGCGCAGGAACAAACAGGACAAAAUGGAUAGCAUGCUACGAAACGACUCUCUAAGCUCAGACCAAUCCGAGUCGGUUCAGCCUCCUCCACCUCGACCACACCGCAGCAAACGCCUUGGUAAGCUCAGAACCAUGGGCAGCUUCAGCAGCUCAGAGGAGGAGUUGGCCACCACGCCAGAGUACACCAGCUGUGAGGAUGUGGAGCUGGAGAGCGAGUCCAUCAGCGAAAAAGGAGAUAUGGAUGGUCACUGGUGGGACCAUGCGUCUUGGCAUAGCGAGGCCUCCUCAAUGUCUAUGCACCCGGUGACAUGGCAACCAUCCAAAGAUGGAGAGCGCCUAAUAGGGCGGAUAGUGCUAAACAAGCGGAUGAAAGAUGGCACGGUGCCCAGAGACACUGGGGCACUGCUGGGCCUCAAGGUGGUGGGAGGGAAGAUGACAGAGUCUGGCAGACUUUGUGCUUUCAUUACGAAGGUGAAGAGAGGAAGUCUUGCAGACACUGUCGGCCAUCUCCGACCAGGCGAUCAGGUCCUGGAGUGGAACGGGAGGGUCUUACAGGGAGCCACAUUCAAGGAAGUUUACAAUAUCAUUCUAGAAUCCAAGCCAGAGCCGCAGGUGGAGCUGGUGGUCUCACGGCCCAUCGGAGAUGUCCCUAGAAUACCAGAGAGCACACAUGGACAACUUGAAUCAAGUUCAAGUUCCUUUGAAUCUCAAAAAAUGGGCCCGUCCAUCUCUGUCACGUCCCCCAUGAGUCCUGGCAUGCUCCGGGACAACCCUCAGUAUCUGUCCGGACAGCUUUCAAGUCCAUGCCUUAGUAGAAGAACCACGCCUUUUGUCCCUAGGGUCCAGGUCAAGCUGUGGUACGAUAAAGUAGGACAUCAGCUCAUCGUCACUAUCCUGGGCGCCAAAGACCUGCCUUCACGAGAAGACGGGCGACCCAGGAAUCCAUACGUCAAAAUCUACUUCCUCCCCGACAGAAGCGAUAAAAGCAAGAGGAGAACGAAAACAGUGAAGAAAUCUCUGGAGCCCAAGUGGAACCAGACGUUCAUGUACUCGCCGGUGCACAGACGAGAGUUCAGGGAGCGCAUGCUGGAGAUCACGCUGUGGGACCAGGCCAGAGUCCGAGAGGAGGAGAGCGAGUUCCUGGGAGAGAUUCUGAUCGAGCUGGAGACGGCACUGGUGGACGAUCAGCCUCACUGGUAUAAGCUCCAAACACACGACCUGUCCUCCAUGCCACUGCCGAACCCCUCGCCCUGCAUGCAGAGACGCCUCCUGCACGGAGAGAGCCCCACACGCAGGCUGCAGAACAAGGGCCCGUAUUUUUACAACUCAGGGUCACAGAGAAUCAGUGACAGCGAGUUCUCUGAUUACGACGGUGAAGACGGGAUUGGUGUUAUCUCAGAUUACCGGCACAAUGGCAGGGAUUUCCAGAGCUCCACUCUGUCUGUCCCGGAGCAGGUGAUAUCGUCCAAUCACUGUUCCCGAUCGGACGUGACCCGCACACGCUCACGCUCACCCAGCGUCCCUCCACCACAAAGUCGAAGUUUAGACCACGGUGUGAGAGGAGGACCCUCGCAGUACGGCCCCCGACAUCGCCUGUCUGAAGACAGAUACUCACCAGACAGCCAGUAUCUUACCCUCCCUCCUCGAACCAGACACAGGCAGCCAAGUGUCGACCCCGCUAUCCAGGACCCCAGUAUGCACCCCCUCUAUCGGGAGGACGCGGUCAGGUUACUGCGCUCCACUAGGAUGGCCCGUGCCUUCUCAGACGGGGCUUACAAUAGCGUGGACAGCAUAUCUGCCAGUUCUCUUGACCCAAAGUUACUUGAUUUCUGCUUUUGUGCUUCGAGCGAUCUUCACCUGUGCCUGGAAGUGCCGGAUAAAGAGAGUUUAAGAGCUCCGCCACUUUAUCACCUAGAUAAGGCCAACUUACCCAACCCGACUCUAACCACUGCACUCUCACUUUCUGUUCUGACUCAUAGUAUGCACCCCCUCUAUCGGGAGGACGCGGUCAGGUUACUGCGCUCCACUAGGAUGGCCCGUGCCUUCUCAGACGGGGCUUACAAUAGCGUGGACAGGAGGAUGAGGAAAGAUAGGCAAAUGUCUGCCUACAGUGACUCAUUUGAAUCUCCUGAGAGAUAUUACAAUGGGCCCAAUCAUGUAUCUACUCCAUGGCCCAAUCAUGUCAUGAAUGGAACCAGUGCAGACUACAGGUAUAGCCGCAGCAUGGUGGACAGACAUGACCAUUACAGGUCCAGGUCAGCUGACCAGCGGCCCAUGAUGGAGCGACCGGUCUACACGCGCUCCCGCUCGUCCGAGCGGCCCGACUCCGGCUACAUGAGAUCCAUGCCGUCCUUACCGUCAGGGAGAUCCGCCCCUCCCUCUCCUGCCUUAACGAGGGCAAACAUCCGAACGGGAUCGGUCCAAACAAGUCCCAGCAGCACGCCAGUAUCGAGUCGAAGAGGUCGGCAGCUACCGCAAGUCCCACCAAAGAGCUCUAUGGACAGAAAAGAUGACGAGGGCAUUACUGAGCCUUAUGAAGUGGUGGGAGGGGCUUCACACCCCUUGGCCCCACCCCCUCCACCUCCUCAAGCCACACAAGCAAUGGCUGCUCAUGUCUGGAUGGAGCCUCCUGUCCUGGGCCCCAACAUACCUCCUCCUGCACAUGCUCCUCCCUCUCCUGCACUUGCCCAUCUGCCUUCUUCAGUUGCCACUCCCCCACCCACACAUGCCCCUCCCUCUCCAGUACAUGCUCCUCCCCCUGCCCCAGCCCCUCCUCCUCCUCCUCCUCCACCCGCUGCUGCUCCAUCAUCAGCCUCACCGCUUAUCCAGCAGGCUUCUGUGCCAGAAUCCCAGGAAAAACCUGUAGCUCCCCCAGCUGUCAAUGGGAGGAAAGAGGUCACAUGGGAGGACCAGCAGAAGAAAGCUCCUGCUGUAGUGUCAGAGUCAACAGUGUCAGAGAGUGAAGAUGCAGGCACUUUGAAGGAUCCAUCAAGGCGUGGGAUGGACAGUCUCUCCAUGAGGUCGUCGGACAGUGAUGUAAGCGACGUGUCCGCUUUGUCGAGUGCGUCUCGUCUUAGCAGCACGAGCUACAUGUCUGUCCAGUCAGAAAGGGUGCGAGCGAGCCGCAGGAUCAGCCGUGCGGAGGCUCUUCAGAGUCAGGGAGAGGAGGGCUCUGUGUCUGUGGAAGAGCAGGUGGAAGCCACUACAGCUAGUGCACUGGGGGCGGGGCAUGAUGGGGAGGUGGGCGGGGCUACUGUCAACCCAGAGGAAGAGGAAGAACAGGAGGAACCUGAGAGGUUAGAGGAAGAGCGUCUCAUAAACCCAACUAGUGUCCUUCAGCUUGCCCCUAAAACUAGGAAAUACUGCAGUAGCAUCAGUUCUUGCAUAACCAGCACUCAGAGACUCUUGCGUGCAGAUGUUGAGAGAGAGAUUGCCAUGGUGGGACUGGGGAAGAAGAGUCAAAGCACCUCCCAGCUGGACCCAGAGGAGGAGGGUAAGAAGAAGAAGCCGGUGCGUCUGGCGAUCCAGCGGAGUGUAGAGACUGGUUUAGCCGUCGAGAUGAAGAGCAGGAUGACACGGCAGCCCAGCCGGGAGACCACAGAUGACGGCGAUAAGGUGAAGCCUGGAAAUCUAAUCUUCCCUGGAGUGAAGAUCUCUUCAGACAGCCAGUUCACUGAGUUUUUGGAUGGUCUUGGCCCCGCCCAGCUGGCAGGGAGACAGACAUUGGCCACGCCUCCAAUGGGUGACAUCCAGAUUGGUAUGGUGCACAGGAAGGAGAGGCUGGAUGUUGAAGUUAUUCGGGCUCGAGGCCUGGUGGGCAAACCAGGGAACAAACAGACGCCAGCACCUUAUGUAAAAGUAUAUCUGCUGGACAAUGGGAAGUGCAUCAACAAAAAGAAAACACGGACGGCAAGAAAAACACUGGAUCCUCUUUAUCAACAGCAGCUUCAGUUUGAGGAGAAUCCUGAAGGAAAGGUUUUACAGAUAAUUGUUUGGGGGGACUAUGGACGCAUGGACCACAAAUCCUUCAUGGGAGCCGCCCAGAUCCUGUUAGACGAUUUAGAGCUGACCAACAUGGUGAUUGGCUGGUACAAGCUCUUCCCUCCCACCUCAUUAGUGGACCCAACCUUGGCACCUUUAAGUAGUAAACCUCCAGGUUCAGGCCUGGACAGUUCCAACGUUCGGUCGUAGCGGCACGAGGAGGUGAGCGGUAGAGAGCGGCGUGAGUAGCUCCAGCUACAGACAGAGAGGAGACGGGUCACGUCCUGGUUACACUGCAUGCUUGAUGUUGUGUCCUCUGAGCCCAUGCGACAAGAGGCUAAGAAAAGGCCUACGUCCUUCUGCCAAAAAAAUAACCGAAAAGAAAAUGAAUGCUGCUGUCACACGCAGGGAAAGAACGAUAGAGGAAGUCUCUCCGUUCCGCUGAAGAGAUGCAGCCAGGGAUUCAGUGGAGUCUGACUCUUAACUGUAGGACGUUAAGAGUGCUGAUUUCCACCAGAAUAGGAAGACGCCGUUUUACUCUGGAUGUUUUCUCUCUGUUGAAUUCAAAGAGAUGUCAGUGUUUCUUACCUAGAACUUGAUGCAUUGUAGCCAUUACUGUAAGCCAAGCUGUCAAAAGAAGAUCCAUAAAGAGAGAAGCACUUGGCUAAGAUGGGACAGUAAAGGGUAACCUCAGAGAGAUGACAUUCUCAUGGGAAUGACCCUACAUCAAGCCAGAUCUCCACUGGAUCGCUCUUCAAGGUUCAGUGAUGAGGAAAUGGAUAUGGCCAGAGUUCCUGUUCGAUUCAGGAAACAACAGAAUUCUGAGAAAAGAAAAGAAAAUUUAAUUAAAUAAUUAAAUAAUGGACCUUUUUGUGCUCCGGUAUGAUGUUCUCUUUGUUGAUGUACUGUAUGAAAUUUAUGAUUUUUUUUCUUUCUUUUUUGCAUGGAUGCAAAAAAAUUGUUUUAUUUUCCUCAAGACAAAAAAAAAUAAAAAGAAAGAGAGGAAGAAACUUAUUUAAGGAUGACCAGAUCAGCCAUUUUCAACAAUUUGUAUUAUUUUUAAUAUGAAAUUCUCUAGUGCAUGAUUUUCAAAGAGACUGAAUGCAAAAUGAUAACGAUGUGAUUGUCAUCCUUUCGAAUAUUUUUCUGUAUUUUUACAGAUCUCGGUUACAGGUGUGGUCUGGUGAGACUUGGCAUCUCAUAUUAUUAAUGGAAAAAAAAGCAAGGGAUGGCCGAGGAAAACAAUAAAUGUACAAUAUUGAUUUUGCUAUAAAAACAAACAUGAAAAUUGUACAUUCCUCCCUUCAAAUGCAGCCAUAAUUCUUUGUUCAUGUGGAGCCAGAGCUGUAGAUUAUCAGAUGGGUCUGUCAUGAUUCCACUGUGUUCUAUUACACUAGAAUGGCUCAUUCAUUCAAAGCAAGCAUGUUGAAAAGGGUCUGCAACAUGGAUUGAGCACACCGUCUGAGUAAUACAGCAUGUUUUGAUAGAGACAUCUGGGAAUUUUUUGCAGUUUUGUGUACAGUGCAUGUGGACCAGAGGCUUGGCCAUCCCCCCUAUCUGUCGUCCACAGAUUCAGGUCAGGGUCGAGCUUUUGUGGCCGACGGUUCAGACAUUCAACGCAACAUUCCACCUCUUGGCACUCAUUUUUCUUGAAGUUUUGAAAAGAAUAAAAGAAAAGAAAAUCAAACAGAUGAAAGAAAACUAAAAAACAUGGGGGAAAAAAGAAGAAAAUUUAUAUUUAUUCAAGGUUGACUUGGAAAAAAAGGUUGCAAGUAUAUUUUAUUUUAUUAUUGUUAUAAAGAAAAUGUCAUAAAAACAGAUCCCAUUGGAUGGUGCUGUACGAAGUCUCUGAACUCUUAGUGGACUGGACAAUGUUCAUUCUCGUCAUGUUGUUCAACGCAACGGACACUGGUUGUCAAAUGAGGAGUGAGUCACAGUUUGUGGAGAUGGGAAAAUUGCCACACAAUAUGAAUUUUUAAUUGUUUCUUGUUUUGAGAGAAUAAAAUUCAUUUACUAAUCCCUGUGUUCAUUCACCAAACUUUCUCACAGACAAAAAAUACCAAAACAUUAACUUUCAUGGCCACUUGACAUACUGCAGAGCAUCUUGACGCCAGUA
Molecule: messenger RNA, 6425 nt
Organism: Sinocyclocheilus grahami
Lineage: Eukaryota; Metazoa; Chordata; Actinopteri; Cypriniformes; Cyprinidae
Product: regulating synaptic membrane exocytosis protein 2-like
Exons: 40
Coding region: 23-4519 (1498 amino acids)
Biological process (GO): positive regulation of synaptic transmission; calcium ion-regulated exocytosis of neurotransmitter; regulation of synaptic vesicle exocytosis
Cellular component (GO): cytoskeleton of presynaptic active zone; presynaptic membrane
Molecular function (GO): transmembrane transporter binding; small GTPase binding
Source: RefSeq, a predicted model, not a curated record